Molecule: messenger RNA, 1841 nt
Organism: Myiozetetes cayanensis
Lineage: Eukaryota; Metazoa; Chordata; Aves; Passeriformes; Tyrannidae
Product: T-cell surface antigen CD2-like
Exons: 7
Coding region: 438-1646 (402 amino acids)
Source: RefSeq, a predicted model, not a curated record
AUCCCAGGACCGGGAGUCCAACGGGGAUAUUCCCAAGCCCCCUCCCCCGGAUUUCCAACCCCUCGUGACCCCCAGCCCGUCCCCGCCACAGGGACAAGGACUCCACUCGUGGCUCAGCCACCCCAGAUGGUUUUGUUUGCCCAGAGCCGGCUGCAUCCGGCCCGUCCCUCUUCCAACCGCACCUGGUUCCAGGUGGGAAACAAAGGCCGGGAGGCAGCAGUGCUUUGGGAAGCGGCUCCGAACCCCGGGGGAACCCGGGGAGCGGGGAGGGGUGCAGAUCGCCCCGACCCCCGCCGGGGUUUUUGGGGCAGCGCCGCGCGCGGGGCUCGGCGUCGCCCCCGCCGUGUCCUGCGCUCGCCACUCCCCUGCGAGGUGGUUUUUGGGUUCGCGUUCCCUUCCCCGGGGCGCUCAGAGCCGAGCUCGGUGCGUUUGGAGCGAUGUGGGAGCGCCCCGGGCUCCCCCGGCUGCUGGUCCUGCUCCUGGGAGUGGCAGGUGCCGUGGACGCUCCCACGCGGCUCGUGAACGGCGUGGCGGGGGGGUCCGUGCUGCUCUCCCCGGACCUGCCCCUCAACGGGACGGAGGUGAAGGAGGUCGAGUGGGCCUUUACAGGCGUCGGCAGCGUCACACGGCUCGUGGCCGAGUUCGGCCGGGGUGGAUUCGAGCGCCCCGACCCCCAGGAUCGGUUCGGGGAGCGGCUGGAGAUGCCCGACGGGAGCGCGCUGAGGAUCCGCAGGUUGGAGAGGGGCGACAGCGGAGACUACGAGGUUCGGCUUAAACUGCACCCGGCGGUGCUGAAGGCGCAGAAAUUCACCCUCUCCGUCUACGAUCCGCUGCCCGAGCCGAAGAUCCGCAGGGAGCAGCUCUCCCUCUCGCCCCGGCAGUGCAACCUCACCCUGCGGUGCCAGCCGCCCCCGGGCACCAACGCCACGGUGUCCUGGCACCCCGGGACCCCCCCGGGACAGCCCUGCGGGGACAGCCAGACCCUGUGCCUGGCCCUGCCGCUCCCCGCCUUUAACUCCAUCUACACCUGCGUGGCCCGCGGUCCCGCCCAGGAGCGGAACGCCUCGGUCCAUCCGCACACCCUGUGCCCUCAGCAGGGUAAAAAAAAAACCCCCCUGAGACCCCUCCCCAACCCCCCCGGAGGGUCCUGGAGCCCAGCACGGCUCGUCCCCCGCAGGCACGAGGAGCCACGCGGCGUGUCUGGUGCUCGUGGGGGCCGUGGGUGCCGCAGCCCUGCCCGGCAUCGCCUGGAUCUGCUGCAGGAGGAGGAGGAGGAGGAGGAGGAAGAAAAAACCCGAGGGAGGGGUGUCAAGCCCCGGGAGGGAAGAAGGGAUAGAACGAGAGGAGACGGCCCCGGGUUCAGGUUGGACACCUGGUGGUGGUGGUGGUGCCCUCGCCCCCCCAGAGCUCCUGUACGCCCAGAUCCAGAGGGGAAACCCCCGGGAGCCUCGCGAGGGGCAGGAGCAGCCCAGGACCAUUUACUGCGAGCUGAGGGCGAAGGUGUGAGCGCCAGCAGGACCCCCGAGCAGGACGGGACCCCCGCGAUGUCCCCUCGUGUCCCCCCCACGCGGGGCCGGCCUGGGGGGGUCCCAAAUCAUCCCCCCCCCCCGUGUUUUGGAUCAAUGAGCUCAAUAAAGGUGGAAUAAAAAGAGGUGGGGGUGGAUUUAUGGGGGGACCCCGACACGGGGGGGGGCACCGGGACCAAAGGGGCCCCCCAGGAGCUGCUUCGAGGGCAGGGAAAUGGGGGAAUUCUGCCCAGCUGGAUCCCUGCACAGCUGGAUCCCCAUAAACCAGGAUCCCCGCACAGCUGGACCCCUGCAUUUUUAUAUUCUAUAUUUUUU